Messenger RNA from Castor canadensis (American beaver), 452 nucleotides. NCBI's taxonomy places the organism in Eukaryota, Metazoa, Chordata, Mammalia, Rodentia, Castoridae. The record is from RefSeq and is a predicted model, not a curated record.
AUGGCGGCUGGUGCUGCGCGGGGAGUGCUCCGGGGCCUGGCAGUGGCGGGUGGAGGCGAGAGUAGCGACAGCGAGGAUGACGGCUGGGAGAUUGGGUGUCUGGACAGAUCGUCUCAGAAAUUUAGAAAGCCGUUGCCCAUAGAAGAAAAGAAUGAAGCAUUUAAGAAAGCAUUGACAACUGGAGAUAUUUCCUUAGUGGAGCAGCUUCUAGAUUCUGGUAUUAGUGUAGAUUCCAGCUUUUGCUAUGGAUGGACUCCUCUUAUGUAUGCUGCCAGCAUUGCCAAUGUAGAGCUGGUUCGGUUCCUUUUGGAUAGAGGUGCUAAUGCAAGCUUCAAUAAAGAUAAGCUAACUAUUUUGAUAACUGCAUGUUCUGCUCGUGGGUCAGAGGAACAGAUCUUGAAGUGUGUAGAGCUACUACUUUCACGAAAUGCUGAUCCAAAUAUUGCUUGUAG